AUGAAAUCGUUCGACGCCUGCUGUGCGCCGAGGUCGAAAACUCACCCCUACUUGUGUCACCUCGACGGCGGCCAGGUUCGUGUGAUUCUCCCUGAUUGCAAGGGGAAUUACUACGGGGACUACCUGGGAUUCCGUGUGUUCAAGCUCGUCGAUGAGGGGAACGGGCUCGAUAGAGUUAUGAACUUUCAUGGCCAUAAUGUUGACAGGGGUGAGUAUUGGGAACAAGUGUGGAGUCUGGAUGGGCAUGCCCUGUUCAUUGGGGCUCACCAAUCGUUUUCCUUUCCGACUAUCAAGGGCGGUGGUGGUGUUGUGAAUCGGAAUGGCAGUGGGAUUAGAGGCGACCACAUCUACUUCGCGCUGAAUCGUGUUUGUUCGGAUAUGAAAACAUUCGGAGAGGCGAAUUGGGAUGGUGUGUUUGAUGUUGCCAACCACAAGUUCCAGAGGUUUGCUGAUGAACGUUACAGUGAUAACGGGACGCGGCAUCCCAUCUUUUGGUUCAUCCCUGUGCCCUGGGGAUACAGUAAAAGUGUAAGUAAACAUCAGAAGAGAAAGAAGAGGAAAGGGAAAAAGCAAAGGGAAGAAACAGGGGACAGCAUCACGAGUACCUGAAGACAAUUUGUAUAAUCUUGUGUAAAUUCAAAUGAACUCUAAACUUUUGAUUGAAUCAUUUUUUGAGAACAUUUCCUAAGAGAUGCAUGUUGUUGGGAGUUUUCCAAUGGUAUAAGUGCCUCAUCCUUGAUUGAGCU
This is a messenger RNA of Linum tenue, 746 nucleotides long. Lineage: Eukaryota; Viridiplantae; Streptophyta; Magnoliopsida; Malpighiales; Linaceae. The record is from the annotation of a GenBank genome assembly.